AUGAGCGCUGCACAGGAAGCUCUGAAAGCUGCCAAGGAGGGAGCAAAUCUGUCCGCUGAGGAUGUUGCGGCUAAGAUGAGCCCCGAAGAGGCGAAGCGAUUGUCGCGAGUACGGAACAUUGGUAUUGCUGCACACAUCGACAGCGGCAAAACCACCGUCACCGAGCGCGUUCUUUUCUACACGGGUCGAAUCGGGGCAAUCCACGAAGUUCGCGGCCGAGACGCCGUCGGCGCCAAGAUGGACUCCAUGGAGCUGGAGCGUGAGCGUGGUAUUACCAUUCAGUCAGCUGCGACAUUCUGCGACUGGAAGAAGUCGGAGAAUGGACAGCUCGAGACCUACCACAUCAACCUGAUCGACACACCAGGACAUAUCGACUUCACGAUCGAGGUAGAGCGUGCUCUGCGUGUGCUGGAUGGUGCGGUCAUGAUUCUGUGCGCCGUCAGCGGUGUCCAGAGUCAGACGAUCACGGUCGACAGGCAAAUGAAGCGUUACAACGUCCCCAGAAUCAGCUUCGUAAACAAGAUGGAUCGUAUGGGCGCAAACCCGUGGAAGGCUGUCGAACAGAUCAACUCUAAGCUCAAGAUCCCCGCCGCGGCACUACAAAUCCCAAUUGGCUCGGAGAAGGAGUUUGAGGGUGUUGUCGACUUGAUCAACAUGAGGUCCAUUCGCAAUGAUGGCGCCAGAGGCACCAUCGUCAAAGUUUCCAACGAGAUCCCGGAGGAUUUGAAGGAGCUAGCGCAGCAGAAGAGACAGGAACUCAUUGAGAAGCUGGCUGAUGUUGAUGACGAGAUGGCUGAGCUGUUCCUCGACGAACAAGUGCCCACUCCUGAACAGAUCAUGGCCGCGAUUCGUCGAUCCACCAUCGCUCUGAAGUUCUCGCCAGUUCUUAUGGGUACUGCUUUGGCCGAUAAGUGCAUUCAGCCUAUGCUCGAUGCUGUGUGUGACUUCCUGCCGAACCCUUCAGAGACUCCUAACAUGGCACUUGACCGCUCACAAGGCGAGAGGCCCGUUCAGCUGAUUCCCUACAACUCUCUGCCCUAUGUUGGUCUCGCUUUCAAGCUUGAGGAGAACCCCUAUGGCCAGCUCACCUACAUGCGUGUGUACCAGGGUGCCCUGAAGAAGGGUAGCUAUCUCUUCAACUCUCGCACUGGCAAGAAGGUCCGCAUUCCCCGUAUUGUGCGCAUGCACUCCAACGAGAUGGAGGAUGUCGCCGAGGUCGGUGCUGGAGAAAUCUGCGCCGUCUUCGGUGUUGAAUGCGCAUCUGGAGAUACUUUCACCGACGGAAACCUGCCCUACGCCAUGUCGUCUAUGUACGUCCCCGAUGCGGUCAUGUCCCUUUCCAUCAAGCCCAAGCGCAGCAGCGAUGCGGACUCUUUCUCGAAGGCGAUGAACCGCUUCCAGCGUGAGGAUCCCACUUUCCGUCUGCACGUCGACGAGGAGAGUGAAGAAACCAUUAUCUCGGGCAUGGGCGAAUUGCAUCUCGAAAUCUACAUCGAGCGUCUGCGUCGCGAAUACAAGUGCGACUGCGAAACAGGCCAGCCUAGAGUCGCGUACCGUGAGACCAUCACUCGCCGCGCUGACUUCGACUUCUUGCUCAAGCGACAGAGCGGCGGUCCCGGUGAUUUCGCUCGUGUGGCUGGAUGGAUCGAGCCGAACCCGGAGCACGCGGAGAACAACCACUUCGAGACCCAGGUUGUCGGUGGAAAUAUCCCCGAUAAGUACCUUUCCGCCUGUGGCAAAGGUUUCCAGGAAGCUUGCGAGAAGGGCCCUCUUCUGGGCCACAAGGUUAUCGGUGCCUCCAUGGUUGUCAAUGAUGGUGCCACUCACGUUACUGAUUCGUCUGAUUAUGCUUUCAACCUGGCUACCCAGAUGGCUUUCCGCAAGGCAUUCAACGAUGCUGGCGGACAAGUGUUGGAGCCCCUGAUGAAGACGACUAUUACUGCACCCAACGAGUUCCAAGGCAACAUCCUUAUGUUGAUGAAUAAGCGAGGUACCAUUGUUGACACGGAGAUUGGCGUUGACGACUUCACCCUCAUUGCGGACUGCUCGCUGAAUGCUAUGUUCGGCUUCAGCUCCCACUUGCGUGCGGCCACCCAGGGCAAGGGCGAGUUCGGUAUGGAAUUUAGCCACUAUGCGCCCGCCCCUAUGCAAUUACAGAAGGAGCUCGUUGCCAAGUAUGAGAAGGAGUUGGAAGCCAAGCGUACAAAGUAA
This is a messenger RNA of Phaeoacremonium minimum UCRPA7, 2211 nucleotides long. Its product is annotated as putative elongation factor g mitochondrial precursor protein. Lineage: Eukaryota; Fungi; Ascomycota; Sordariomycetes; Togniniales; Togniniaceae. Gene Ontology annotation, molecular function: GTPase activity; translation elongation factor activity; GTP binding. Gene Ontology annotation, biological process: mitochondrial translational elongation. The transcript is spliced from 4 exons. The coding region runs from base 1 to 2211 and encodes 736 amino acids. Gene Ontology annotation, cellular component: mitochondrion. The record is from RefSeq and is a predicted model, not a curated record.